Rotaria sordida is the source of this 267-nucleotide messenger RNA. The record is from the annotation of a GenBank genome assembly. NCBI's taxonomy places the organism in Eukaryota, Metazoa, Rotifera, Eurotatoria, Philodinida, Philodinidae.
AUGAGAACGUCAAUUGGUAUAUUUACAUUAAUGUUAUAUGUCAGAUUUAUUUCAAUUAGUCAUCAAACUGUAUAUGUACAUUCAUACAGUAUGGGUUGUACAAGUGCGAAAGCAAACAAAGUUGAGAGUGAUCUAGAACGAUAUCAUCAAGAAAUAUUCGGAGUUGUACAAACAGGAGAUGUUAAACGACUUAAAGAUAUACUUGAUGAAUUGGAUCGUCGUAAAGCGUCAACAACGAAGAAAGAAGUGCUCAAUAUGGGUAUGUAA